AUGGCCAAAGACAAGUCCUCUACAACUGAAGAUAACUACGAUGCUAGGCUCUCCGCCGUAUUGCCGUUUGCUCAGCCGCUCGCAUCCAAGAAACUCAACAAGAAGGUUCUGAAGACCGUCAAGAAAGCCUCUAAGGCCAAGAAUGUCAAAAGAGGUGUUAAAGAGGUCGUCAAGGCUCUCAGAAAAGGUGAGAAAGGUUUGGUGGUGGUUGCCGGUGACAUUUCUCCUCCGGACGUGAUCUCUCAUAUCCCUGUGCUGUGUGAAGACCAAUCUGUUCCAUACGUUUUUGUCCCAUCCAAACAGGACUUGGGCUCUGCUGGUGCCACCAAGCGCCCUACUUCGGUGGUGUUUGUGGUACCAGGCAGCAGUAAGAAGAAGGACGGUAAAGCCAAGGAGGAAGAAUACAGGGAAGCAUUUGACGAUGUCGUUAAGGAAGUCAAAUCUUUGUAA
Lachancea dasiensis is the source of this 450-nucleotide messenger RNA. The record is from the annotation of a GenBank genome assembly. NCBI's taxonomy places the organism in Eukaryota, Fungi, Ascomycota, Saccharomycetes, Saccharomycetales, Saccharomycetaceae.